Messenger RNA from Coffea eugenioides, 2312 nucleotides. RefSeq names its product probable sulfate transporter 3.4. NCBI's taxonomy places the organism in Eukaryota, Viridiplantae, Streptophyta, Magnoliopsida, Gentianales, Rubiaceae. Bases 109 to 2100 code for a protein of 663 amino acids. Gene Ontology annotation, molecular function: secondary active sulfate transmembrane transporter activity. The transcript has 13 exons. Gene Ontology annotation, biological process: transmembrane transport. Gene Ontology annotation, cellular component: membrane. The record is from RefSeq and is a predicted model, not a curated record.
CCUCUUUUCCCGUAACUUCAAAGUUCAAACCAAACCACCCAGCCGGCGUCUAUCCUUUCAACAUUCUGGUCAUUGGGCGGUUAUUCUGUCUAACUAUCUGGGAAAUUGAUGGGUAUAAACUCUAACAGAGUUGAACACUGUUCAGACCACCAUGCAUGCCAUGAUGAACAUGAAACCGCUGUAACAAUUUCAUCCACAGAUGUAAAUGUAAUGCCUUCCCUGGAAGUCCACAGAGUUUGCUUACCACCCCACAAAACCACUCUUGAGAAACUUGUGCAUAAGCUUUCUGAGGCAUUUUUCCCUGAUGAUCCACUUCAUAAGUUCAAGAACCAAACUUGGUUUAACAAGUUGGUUUUGGGGCUUCAAUUCUUCUUCCCCAUUUUCCAGUGGGCUCCUAAUUACAACUUCAGGCUUUUGAGGUCUGAUUUCAUCUCUGGACUCACUAUUGCAAGCCUGGCAAUCCCACAGGGAAUUAGUUAUGCCAAGCUUGCCAAUUUGCCUCCAAUAAUAGGCCUUUAUUCAAGCUUUGUGCCACCUUUGAUAUAUUCUGUUCUAGGGAGUUCUAGGCAUCUGGCAGUUGGCCCUGUCUCAAUAGCUUCUCUUGUUAUGGGCACGAUGCUAAACGAGGCCGUUUCUUAUACGGAUGAACCAACACUUUAUCUUCAGUUGGCUUUCACUGCAACCUUUUUUGCCGGAUUAUUUCAAGCUUCUUUGGGGCUGUUAAGGUUAGGACUUAUCAUAGAUUUCCUCUCAAAGGCAACGCUUGUUGGAUUCAUGGCUGGUGCAGCAGUCAUUGUGUCUUUGCAACAAUUGAAGGGGCUUCUGGGGAUAGUCCAUUUCACCAGCAAGAUGCAGAUAGUUCCUGUAUUAGCAUCUGUAGUCCAGCACAAACACGAGUGGUCUUGGCAAACGAUAGUAUUGGGCGUCAGCUUCCUUAUCCUCUUGUUGACCACAAGGAACAUUAGCUUGAGAAAACCAAAACUUUUCUGGAUUUCUGCAGCAUGCCCAUUAGCUUCAGUUAUUCUUUCAACCAUUCUAAUAGUUUUGUUCAAGUCAAAACUUGGUGGAGUUCAAACGAUAGGACAUUUGACAAAGGGUUUGAAUCCACCAUCAUCAAACAUGUUACAGUUUCGUGGCCCUUUUCUGGCUAUUGCCAUCAAAACUGGCAUUGUAACAGGAAUUUUAUCUCUCACCGAAGGAAUUGCAGUGGGAAGGACAUUUGCAGCAUUGAAGAACUACCAAGUUGAUGGCAACAAAGAAAUGAUGGCCAUUGGUUUCAUGAACAUGGCUGGUUCUUGUUCAUCGUGUUAUGUUACCACAGGGUCAUUUUCCCGUUCUGCUGUAAAUUAUAAUGCUGGAGCACAAACCGUGGUUUCAAAUGUAAUAAUGGCAGCUGCAGUGCUGGUCACUUUGCUGUUUCUCAUGCCAUUGUUCUACUAUACUCCCAGCGUCAUCCUCGGAGCUAUUAUCAUUACUGCAGUGAUUGGCUUAAUUGAUUAUCAGGCAGCAUAUAAACUGUGGAAAGUUGACAAACUCGAUUUUCUGGCUUGCUUAUGUUCCUUUUUCGGAGUUCUCUUCAUCUCCGUACCUCUCGGUCUCGCGAUUGCUGUUGGGGUUUCGGUGUUCAAGAUUCUUUUGCAUGUCACCAGGCCAAAUACCGCUGUUUUGGGGAAUAUUCCUGGCACUCAAAUUUAUCAAAACAUAAACAGAUACAGAGAAGCUUUGAGAGUUCCCUCUUUCCUUAUCCUUGCUGUGGAGGCUCCUUUCUACUUUGUUAAUGCAACUUACCUACAAGAGAGAAUCUUAAGAUGGGUUCGGGAAGAGGAAGAGCGAAUACAGGCCAACAAUGAAAGCACGUUGAAAUGUAUAAUUCUGGAUAUGACAGCCGUGACGGCGAUAGAUACGAGUGGUAUCGACACAAUUUGUGAAGUCAGAAAAGCUCUAGAGAAUCGAUCACUUAAACUUGUGCUGGCUAAUCCCGUUGGAAGUGUGAUGGAAAAGUUGCACCAGUCGAAUAUCUUGGACUCUUUCGGGUUAGAUGGACUGUAUCUAACGGUUGGAGAAGCCGUGGCUGACAUAUCAUCUUCUUGGAAGCCCUAAAAAUAGUUCUAAAAGUUCCCAUUUUUAUCCGGUGUUGUAUCAUUAGUCUUGAGAUGAGCUGAUAUUUUACAGCUGCGAGAAGUAUAAAAUAAUCAAGCUGCUUAUCACAAUUAGUGAGAGAGUUCUUCUACCGAGAAGAGAUUUUGAAAGAGUUAUUUAUUCUCCUCAGAAAUUUUAGAAAAACUCCUCUUGGCUUCUGUAAAGUAGAUGUU